Paramecium sonneborni is the source of this 1550-nucleotide messenger RNA. The record is from the annotation of a GenBank genome assembly. NCBI's taxonomy places the organism in Eukaryota, Ciliophora, Oligohymenophorea, Peniculida, Parameciidae.
AUGUUACUUUAAACUUGUGUUCUAGCAAUCGCUCUUUUAUUAUCUUUGGCUUAAGAAGAUUCAGAAUAUGAACUAAAGAGUAAAUCGAAACGUUAGACAUAUGAUGAUCCAGUAAUUUAUUGAUUUUAAUGAUUCAGGAUCCAUAUAAGAAUCUUAUUUAGUGGUUGAAAGAUGGAAAAGCAGAAGUGUCUAAAGUAUAAAUAGAAGUAAAGAGUGAAGGUUAUAGAACACUUAAAGCUUCUCAAUUUAUUAGAUAAGGUGAGUGGGUACUCUUUAUUCCUCGCACUCAUUAUCUUUCUUUAGAAGAAGUUAAGAAAAGUUGUCUAAUUAAUAGAAAAAUGAUUCAAUUGAAUUAUAUUCCUAACAAUAUAUAGACAUAUUUUGUAAAUCAUUUCCUUUAAGAAAAUAGAAGGUAAAAUUGAUAUAUUAGAUUUAACUAGAUAAAAUUCUUUUUGGAAACCAUACAUUGAUGUAUUACCAAAAGAUGUUAGUGGAUUUCCAACUUAUUUUGAUGCAGAAUAAGAUGCAUUACUGAAAGGAUCUCCAACUUUAUAUACAGUUAUGAAUUAAAGGAAAAUAUUUAGAGAAGAAUAUGAUAAUUUAAAAGAGGCAGUAAAAGAAUUCUAAAGAUAUGGAUAUACUUAUAAUGAUUUUAUUAAAUUUAGAAUUCUUACUAUCUCUCGUAGUUUUCCAGUGUAUAUAGGUGAAAAUGAACAAUAAUAAUUAUUAGUUCCAUUAGCUGGUAUUUAAUUUAAUAUUUAUUAUAGACUUUAUUAAUCAUGAUAAUAAUGGAUUUUUAUAAUAUGGGUAUUCUCCUGAUGCUGAUGGAUUCUUUAUGUAAGCAGUCAGAAAUAUCUAAAAAGGAGAAGAACUAUUUUAUAAUUAUGGUUAAUGGUCAAAUAAAUAUUUUUUUAUGAACUAUGGAUUUGCUAGUUUAACUAAUCCAAUGAAUUAAUUUGAUUUUGAUGUUUGUUUGGAUAGAAAUGAUAGAUUGUUUAAUCUUAAAAUUGAUUUAACUAGAGGGAAUAUUUGUUGGGGAAAUAGAUUAGUUAAUGAAACUGAUCAUGAUACAUUUAGAUAAUCUUUGGCUACUGUUAGAUUUGCUUAAAUAUCUAAAUUAGAUGAUUUCUUGUAAUUAGAAGAGGAUGUUGAAAAUUAUAAUUAAUUUUGGCCAGGAUGGCAUACUACACCUAAAACUAUUGAAUUAGAGAAAGCUACAUUUAAAGCUUUUAGGGAAUUAUUAAUUUCUGAAUUAGCUAAUUUUGCUAGUACUAUAGAAGAUGAUUAAAGAAGAUUAAAUGAUCCAUCUACUCCUGAAUUUAGAAGACAUAUAAUUAUGUUGACAAUGAGAGAAAAAUAAAUUAUUAAAAAGAAUAUUGAAGUUUGUGAUAUGAUGUUAUCUGUUAUUGAUAAGAGUUCUGAAGUAUUUUAUGUUUAUUAAAUUUUAGGAAUUAAAAAAUUUGAUGAGAUAUUACAAUUAUAGAGAAAUAGCUAGAUUUGUAAAUAGUGAAAUUAUUCCUAUGAGAUUAGAAUUAGAAGGACUUGCAUGA